GAAAAGUCAGAUGUUGCACUAUCGAAAAGAGUUCUGAAAAUACAAAUUGUUAUGGAUAAAGCCUUGUUUGAUUAUAUGGGCUCAGAAGUGGCAGUUGCAGCUGAGAAAGUUGUCCAUAUCUUUGGUCUAAUCAACACGAUGUUUUCCCAGCUCAACAUGACAAUUAUACUAACUUCUUUGGAGCUCUGGUCAGAUCAAAAUAAGAUUUCACUUAGCGGGGAUGCGAAUGAUGUACUACAAAGAUUUGUGUCAUGGAAAGAACAAUUUUUGUUUCAAAGGUCCCAUGAUAUGGCAUACUUAUUAAUUUACAGGGACCAUCUUAAUUUUGUGGGAGCAACAUAUCAUGGAAUGGCAUGCAAUCCAAAGUUUGCUGCAGGAAUUGCUCUGGUAUGCAUUUUAUUCCCAUCUAUUCAGUAA
Molecule: messenger RNA, 417 nt
Organism: Ailuropoda melanoleuca (giant panda)
Lineage: Eukaryota; Metazoa; Chordata; Mammalia; Carnivora; Ursidae
Product: A disintegrin and metallopeptidase domain 3-like
Exons: 4
Biological process (GO): cell adhesion; binding of sperm to zona pellucida; proteolysis
Cellular component (GO): plasma membrane
Molecular function (GO): metalloendopeptidase activity
Source: RefSeq, a predicted model, not a curated record